Messenger RNA from Scomber scombrus (Atlantic mackerel), 2656 nucleotides. RefSeq names its product Rab interacting lysosomal protein-like 1 (gene rilpl1). The record is from RefSeq and is a predicted model, not a curated record. Gene Ontology annotation, molecular function: protein dimerization activity. Lineage: Eukaryota; Metazoa; Chordata; Actinopteri; Scombriformes; Scombridae. Gene Ontology annotation, cellular component: cytoplasm; ciliary basal body. The coding region runs from base 247 to 1440 and encodes 397 amino acids. Gene Ontology annotation, biological process: cilium assembly. The transcript is spliced from 7 exons.
UUUACCUCAAAAAAAAAAAAAAAAAUCAAACUACAGCCUGAACUCAGCUGCCAGGAAUGGAUCCGACACACUUACACAGUGUUAAGUUGAUUUAAGGAGGAUCUGUUCACAGGAUUAUAAAGGCCGAGAGCCACACCACAGUAACUUUUGUUCUUCCACAGAGAGCUGAGAGAGAGAGAAAGAGAGAGAGAGGGGGAGAGGAGAAAGGAAGUUUACUGCGGUGGAGGAAGCAGGGCGGCUGCAGACAUGGAGGACUCCGGGUCGGCCCUGGAGAAAAAUGUGGCGGACCUCACUGUGAUGGAUGUGUACGACAUUGCAGCGGUGGUGGGCCAGGAGUUUGAACGCAUCAUUGAUCAGUAUGGCUGCGAAGCUUUGUCCAGGCUCAUGCCCAAAGUGGUGCGCGUGUUGGAGAUACUGGAGGUGAUGGUGAGCCGCAGCUGCAUCAGCCCCGAGACCGAAGAGCUGAGGCUGGAGCUGGACAAGCUGAGGCUGGAGAGGAUAGACCGGCUGGAGAAGGAGAAGAAGCACAGGAAGGAGUUGGAGCUGGUGGAGGACGUAUGGAGGGGAGAAGCUCAGGACCUCCUCACUCAGAUCGCUCAGCUGCAGGAGGAGAACAAAUCUCUCCUCACCAACAUGUCCAUCAAAGACCCCAUGAGUGAGGAAGACCUGCAGAGGCACGAAGGUAUGACGGAGAGAGAGCGACAGGUGAUGAAGAAGCUAAAAGAAGUGGUGGACAAGCAGAGGGACGAGAUUCGAGCCAAGGACCGAGAGCUCACACUGAAAAACGAGGACAUAGAAGCACUCCAGCAGCAACAGUCUCGCCUCAUGAAGAUCAACCAUGACCUGCGCCAUAAGAUCUCCGUGGUGGAGGCUCAGGGCAAAGCGCUGAUCGAACAGAAGGUGGAACUGGAGGCCGGAGCUCAGGCGCGGGGACAGGAAGUCACUGCCCUCCGACAGGAAGUUACACGCUUAAGGGAACGUCUGCAGGGAGACGCGCCCGCCCAGAACAAUGAGGAAGCCCAAGCUCAGCCUCCGUCACCUGCAGAGGAGGCGUUGUGUGAGGAGGAGGCAGGAGGCCUGGACCCGAAGGAUCCAAACAGACCUCGCUUCACCCUGCAGGAGCUGAGAGACGUUCUCCACGAGAGGAACGAGCUAAAGGCCAAAGUGUUCCUGCUGCAGGAAGAGCUGGCCUAUUAUAAAAGUGAGGAGACAGAAGAUGAGAUGGUGACUCCGUCUCCGUCUCCCUCGCCUGAGCUGAGGACUCGCGCCCGCUCGUCUGCUCAGCCGGAGUCGGGAAUCAAACGCCUGUUUAGUUUCUUCUCACGUGACAAGCAGCGGGCGUCGCAGAGUAGCGCUCAGUUUGACGGCAGCCUGGGCUCGUGGACGGGGAAAGACGACGUGUACACAGAACAAGCCCAGGAGGCGUUACAGCACAUGUAGUCAUAUGUGUAGGACUUGACGAGGUUUACGCAAACCCCCCCCCCAAAAAAAACCUCUUAACACUCCAUGUCUAUCACUUUAAGGCCAGCUUGUGAAGCAUCAAACCACCACUAGUGACUCACACUGCAACUGAAAACAAAUGUGUGCUUGAAGUGAGAAGACUUGACACAGAGAGAGAGAGAGAAGAGUGAAAAAUCGCCCAAAAAAAGAGGUUUAUUUAAACAUAUAAGAAGCAUAUAGCUCAGUAUUGAUGGCACAUACAGACUGUACAAUUUUAAAAAAAACAAGAAGAAAUGCCAGAGAAUAUUUUUUUGGUGUUUGAAGAUUGUGUUUGGUUUUUUUUUUAAAGAAUGUGACGCAGCAGAAGAGAGAAAGAGAGAGAGAAAGAGAGAGAAGGUAAAACUCAAGUUGUUGGAAAGGAAAAGUGGAAAGUUGAUCCAGGUGGUUAAUGAUAUGUUAAAAGACUGACAAAGAGCGAGAUAGGGAAGGAAAAAUGGCUCGUUAUACUGCACAAAUUAUGGCGUGGGACACAAAGUGUACAUUUUAAGUUAAUUAAAUUGAUUGAAAAUGAAGGAUUUGCUUUUUAAUUGAAGGAUGAGGAUUUUAUAUUAUAACUACUGCAGAAGUAAGAGACAAAUUUGUUUUCAUUUCAAAUAAGAGAAACACUUUUGUGCCCCAUUAAGUUGUUUUUUUUAACUUUCUGUCCCGUUUUAUGAGGGCAGCUUGUAGGUCCAUCACCAGCAUUUAGCAAAUUCAAACUAUGCAGCUCUACACAUCUAAAAAAAAAAAAAGAGAGAACGGGCCUUAUGUUUAUAAUGUUGCAUAGAAUCACAAUUUAAAAGCUGUGUACUAAAGGAGAUUAAAAAAUAGAUAAUAUACAAUAAUAAACAUGCAAAAAAUACAGUACAUGAAGUAUGAAAAGCCCAUUUCUAACAAGAGGAGAGAAAAAUACGUCAAGGUUUAUGUUUAAAUUACUCAUGGAUUAUCAAAAUAAUGAUACUGAAGUUUUCAUAAUAAUAGUAAGUUAAAAUUUAAAGAUACUAAGCAAAGGUUUUGACAUAGUUUCAACUUAGUAUCUUAUGAUUGGGUUGAGUAAAUCAUCAUAAUUUUGAUGUAGUUUAUUAGAAUUUGGCUUAUAAUUUUAAAUUAGUGUCUUAUAGUUUAGAUUUAGUAAGUCAUAAUUUUGAUUUAGCGUCUCAAAAUCUCAUUAUUUUGA